AUGGUAACAGUACCCAUAUUGUUCACUAUUUUAAUAUACUUAGGGAUCACAAGCAACUUUACAACAGCUUUACCAAUUGUCUUAACACAAAAAGAAUAUUUUGAACUCCACGGUUAUAAACCAAAUGGUUCAUUUCAAGAAUUUAUGGAUGAGUUCACAAUAAAUGAUCCAUAUUUAGAAUAUCAUUUUGAUAAUGUUACAAACGUUAGUAUGAUUUCACAGACUGAAAUCCCAGGUUAUAACCCACCACGGCCAAGUAGGGUUUAUAAGAAUCCAAAAGCUCCUUUUGCUACACAUCAAAAAGUUGGUUUAGGAAUUGCAUGUUUAUUGGGAGUAUUUAUAAUUUGUGGUUGUAUUUUAGGUCAUAUGAAAAUGAUUACUGCUUAUAGAAGUGAAAUGUAUUUUAUCAAUGCAGAAUGUUUUGUUAAUGAGUAUACAAGAUGGGAUAUCACAAGGAGAAAGUAUUUCAGUUUCCCAUUUGCGGUCAUUUGUGGACUGGGGAUAAUAUUAUUCAUACCUUAUGUUGUUCUAGCUACAGUCAUGAUUCCAGUUCUAUUGAUAUCUUUGAUUAUUGGUGGAAGAGCAAAAGCUGCAAUAGUGUUUUGCAAGUUUUUAAGAGGGAUAGGCUUAGAUUUGACUUUAGUGGAGAUGCAGAACUUUUCUGACUUGGUAUCAGGUAAGAAAAAGGAUCAUAUUAUAGAUGAAGAAGCAAUUGAAUUGGAAAAAUUGAGAAAUUCAAAUGUCAUCACCAGGAAACAAAUAGAGGAAUAUCCAAUAAGUCCAUUGAGUCCAUUUAAUAACGCACAUGAUUAUCUUGUUCCACGAGAAGGUUUUAUUGAUUCUAAGACAUAUAAAAAAGUCAUAGCUGAUGAUGAUCAAAAGGUUAAAAGUGAAAGUUGUGCAAUUUGUAUUGAUGAAUUUGAAGAUAAUUCAAAAAUGUAUAUUUUACCAUGUCAACAUUAUUUCCAUGCUAGCUGUCUUGCUCAAGAGAGGAAAGUUAAUAUGAGAGAUGCAUUAAGAUGUCCGUUAUGUAAAUUGAAUUUGUUGAGAUAUUAUAUUUAUUAUAAAGAACAUGGAUUAAAUCCCAAAUAUAGUAAGUUUGAUAAUACCAAGGAAGUGGAUCAUACUGCUGAAACACCAGAUGAUACAUGA
Hansenula ciferrii is the source of this 1152-nucleotide messenger RNA. RefSeq names its product ERAD-associated E3 ubiquitin-protein ligase hrd1. The transcript has a single exon. Bases 1 to 1152 code for a protein of 383 amino acids. Lineage: Eukaryota; Fungi; Ascomycota; Saccharomycetes; Phaffomycetales; Wickerhamomycetaceae. The record is from RefSeq and is a predicted model, not a curated record.